AUGUCUUCAAGUGGUGCCUUCAUCAACAGCAUCAAGCGUGAGGAUGUCACGGCUUGGACUCUUGACAUUGAAAUGCAGACACUCCAGGCAGAAAUUCUCGCUCUGAAGAAGAAUCUCACAGAUGCCAACGUCAAGCAGAUCGAGGAGAAGGAAGGAAGCAUCGCCGAGAAGAAGAAUGCCUUGGAGAAGCACUGCCGUCAUCUCGGCAUGACCUAUGGCAAUUACGGCGCUCAGGAAAAUGGUCACAAGCUUGAGGACACCAAUGGCGAGACUGGCGCGAUGACCAACGGCCAUGUCAAGGAUGUUCAUGGUUCGGCCGAUGUCAUGAUGGAUGAUGGCGGCACUGCCAUUCCUACCAACUCCGUCGACGCUGCCCGUAGUGCCGCCCUGGACGAGAUUAACUUCCCUCAGUUGACUGCUGUCAACAUCCCCAACAACUUCGAUGGCAACAGCGAUCCUUUCGUUACUCCUGGUGAUUACGCCACCACUGACAUGUUCCACGCUCCCACCGGAACUUAUGUUGAUCACUUCGGCACCUCUGCCGGUGACUACACUCACGCAUUCAUCAACAAUCCCAUUAUCCACCAGAACCUGGGUCGCACCGACUCCAGCGGUAAGCCUGUCAUCGACGUCGACGAGUACCUUAUGCAGACCGAUGGCGUGAUCCCCGCAAACUACGCCACCUCUGCUGGCCGUGUCGCCGAUCACGGUAUGGGUCUUGGAGGAGACUACGAGAUGGACAUGGACGCCAUGAUCCCUCGUGCUCCUGUUGCUGAGCACGAUGAGUCCGUCAUCUCUGGCAUGGACAAGUAA
This is a messenger RNA of Aureobasidium namibiae CBS 147.97, 813 nucleotides long. RefSeq lists its product as uncharacterized. Bases 1 to 813 code for a protein of 270 amino acids. The transcript has 3 exons. The record is from RefSeq and is a predicted model, not a curated record. Lineage: Eukaryota; Fungi; Ascomycota; Dothideomycetes; Dothideales; Saccotheciaceae.